This is a messenger RNA of Suillus bovinus, 745 nucleotides long. RefSeq lists its product as uncharacterized. NCBI's taxonomy places the organism in Eukaryota, Fungi, Basidiomycota, Agaricomycetes, Boletales, Suillaceae. The record is from RefSeq and is a predicted model, not a curated record. The transcript is spliced from 3 exons. The coding region runs from base 89 to 598 and encodes 169 amino acids.
GUCAUGGUGGACGCACUUAACAAGAAUUCCUGAGGGAAAUAUCCUCGCGACCCUCGCUGUCAAGGUAUUUUCCGUCCGACCAAGCUCAAUGCCAGAAGAGCGCACAAUGUCAGUAUUCACGCGGAUGAACUCUGCGCUGCGAAAUCGUCAAAAUGUUAGUACACUUGUGAACAUGACACAGAUCCGGCAGUGGUACAUGUAUGAUUCUACUUCCAAACAUCCAGAGCGUCCGAGCAUCAAUUUUUAUGACCUCGACGCCCAACUGUUUGGGUCCGGACCGAAAGUAGGCAAACAGCACCAUGAUACGAGGAACAGCUUGUUGUCGACCGAAAGUGCUGGAGGAGAUGAAGAAAUCGAAGAUGAUGAGUCCAGUUCUUGGUUGGACAAUGCGGAAGAGAGUUUCACCGCAUGCAAUGAUGCUGAUUUCAACGUCGAAUCUGAGAUAGAUCUCAGUGCAGAGAGGUUGUUGGCUGUAUUGGCGGAGGUAAGUCCUGGUGGCACACACAAAGACAAGGGAAAAGGCAAAGUCACAGCUGAGGUUGAGAUCGAGGGGAAUGAUAACGUCGAUAACGAGUGGCCGGAAGAAUGGGAUCCAUGAGCGGCUAGCUAGGUCAUUAGCAAUGUUUUUGCCCGCUAAACACAACGUCACGUGACUUGCUAAAAAGUGGCUAAUAAUCCGCUAGUUAAUAACUCCCCAAGAGCCGCCUGGCUAAAAAGCAGGCUAAUAAUUCGUCGAUUAAUUUUA